AUGCCUACUACGGUGCACGAGAACAUCGCUCUCCUCAACAUGAUGUCCUCAGACAACUUGGAUGAUGAUCUGAAGAGUGUUCAACUCCAUUUUCCAUCUGAUCGACGAUUGCAGAGCGACGGCGCAUGCGUAGAGGAGAGGGUCAGAACCUCGCGUGGCGACAUCCUGGUGGCGGUGCGAGGGGACCGCAAGAAACGCGCCAUAAUCACAUACCAUGACCUCGGACUAAACUAUGCAGCGAAUUUUCAAGCGUUUUUCAAUUUUGUUGAUAUGAGAGCUAUUUUGGACAAAUUUUGCAUCUACCACGUUAACGCGCCGGGCCAGGAAGAGGGCGCUCCCACUCUGCCCGAAGAUUUCGUUUACCCUAGUAUGGAUGAGCUGUCUUCCCAGAUUGAUUUUGUUCUGGGUCAUUUCGGGAUCAGAUCGUUUAUUGGCUUCGGGGUCGGAGCUGGAGCGAAUGUUCUCUCCCGUUAUGCACUUAAUAACCCUCAGAGGGUUGACGCUUUAAUUCUCAUUAAUUGCACAUCCACACAGGCCGGGUGGACUGAGUGGCUCUACCAGAAGAUCAAUACGAGGCAGCUCCGGGCCAAUGGGAUGACUCAAGGGGCUCUGGACUACUUGAUGUGGCAUCAUUUUGGCCGCAGUACUGACAACCGUAACCACGAUCUAGUUCACGUUUACAAGGAGUGUUUCUCCCACGUUAAUCCCGUUAAUUUAUCCAUGUUUAUUGAUUCCUACUUGCGUCGUACGGAUCUGGGAAUAUCGCGUGACAGCAACACGGUCAAAGUUUCGGUUUUGAACGUCACGGGAGCUCUGUCACCUCACGUCGAAGAUACAGUCACGUUCAACGGUCGUUUGGAGCCGGCAAAGACCUCUUGGCUUUGUAUUUCUGAUUGUGGCAUGGUGCUCGAGGAGCAGCCGAAUAAGAUUUCAGAGGCGUUUCGACUGUUCCUCCAAGGGGAGGGUUACUGCAGGUAG
Molecule: messenger RNA, 978 nt
Organism: Leptosia nina
Lineage: Eukaryota; Metazoa; Arthropoda; Insecta; Lepidoptera; Pieridae
Source: the annotation of a GenBank genome assembly